Messenger RNA from Synchiropus splendidus (mandarinfish), 905 nucleotides. RefSeq names its product 40S ribosomal protein S17-like. Gene Ontology annotation, cellular component: ribosome. Gene Ontology annotation, biological process: translation. The record is from RefSeq and is a predicted model, not a curated record. NCBI's taxonomy places the organism in Eukaryota, Metazoa, Chordata, Actinopteri, Syngnathiformes, Callionymidae. The coding region runs from base 40 to 444 and encodes 134 amino acids. Gene Ontology annotation, molecular function: structural constituent of ribosome. The transcript is spliced from 5 exons.
CGGAAGCGACCAUGUCAUCGUCACCCUGGCGGCCUCAUCAUGGGGCGCGUGCGCACCAAGACGGUGAAGAAGGCUGCCCGGGUCAUCAUAGAAAAGUAUUACACUCGCCUGGGGAACGAUUUUCACACCAACAAGCGAGUGUGUGAGGAGAUCGCCAUCAUCCCCAGCAAGAAGCUGCGCAACAAGAUUGCUGGAUAUGUGACUCACCUGAUGAAGAGGAUCCAGAGGGGUCCUGUCAGAGGAAUCUCCAUCAAGCUGCAGGAGGAGGAGCGUGAGAGGCGAGACAACUAUGUACCUGAGGUGUCGGCCCUGGACCAAGAGCUUAUCGAAGUGGACCCGGACACAAAGGAGAUGCUGAAGCUGCUGGACUUCGGCAGCCUCUCCAACCUGCAGGUGACGCAGCCGACGGUGGGCAUGAACUUCAAACAGCCACGAGGAGUUUAGACCGAAGACUGGAACCUGUGCGCCUGCACCCGCCCCCCAACCCCACCCGGCCUGCUGUUAUUUCAUUAUGUUGAAGUGAAUUAGCCAGAAGCUUUUGCCAGGGCUGACCCGACUUGUCCGGGUGAAGGUGACGAGUGAGGUAGACUUUUGAGAAGUCUUAACCUGACAAACCAGUCGUUUUACUGCUGUCUUGAAUCGACUUCAGCGCUGGUUGCUGCAUGACACAAUCACUGAUUCCAUUGCUGCUGUUUUCAUGUGUUAGAAAUACAGAAGUUACAGAUCGCUGGUGAACUCCAUGUUCGAGUCGUGGAUUGAAUGCUUACAUAAGUGAAGUGUUCCAGGUGUGAUGUGGUUUCUCUUCCCUGUCCUUUUGUGUAGAAACUUUGGUUCUCGAACCUGUGAUUUAUUUUUUUGUUUUUUUAUGUUUUUUAAUCAUUUCCAAAUAAAUGUAUGAAGGUGAA